ACUCAUUGGCACAGCCCUAUUUUAAUGGUAAAUCAAAUCUCAAUGCUUCAACUCUCUUUGCUACUGAGGAAUUUCAAACAAUCAAUUGUACGUCAUCUAUGAAAUAUAUGAGAGAGGGCCAAUCUUUUCCGCUAACCUCUUUGGAUAAGCAUAAAGUUGUUGAUGCAUCUCAAAUUUUUAAGCAGCCACAUCGAGCAACCCGUCCUGAUCAUAUUGUGAUAAUCCUUCGGGGGCUUCCAGGUGGUGGGAAGAGUUACUUGGCAAAGCUGUUGCGUGAUCUUGAGGUUGAAAAUGGUGGUGAUGCCCCGAGAAUUCAUUCUAUGGAUGAUUACUUCAUGACUGAAGUUGAAAAGGUUGAGGAAAAUGAUGUUUCAAAGUCAGCAGGUUCUGUCAGAGGGAAGAAACCAGUUAUGAAGAAGGUGAUGGAGUACUGUUACGAACCUGAGAUGGAGGAGGCUUAUCGAUCAAGCAUGUUGAAGGCAUUUAAAAAGACCCUUGAUGAGGGGGUUUUCUCCCUUGUAAUUGUGGAUGACCGCAAUCUGCGGGUAGCUGAUUUUGCUCAGUUUUGGGCAACUGCAAAGAGAUCUGGUUAUGAAGUUUACCUUUUAGAAGCUACCUACACGGAUCCAACGGGUUGCGCAGCUCGAAAUAUACAUGGUUUCACCCAGGAUGACAUACAAAAGAUGGCUAGAAAAUGGGAAGAAGCUUCGUCAUUGUACUUGAAACUGGACAUCAAGUCAUUAUUCCACGGUGAUGAUUUGAAGGAAAGCGGGAUUCAAGAGGUAGAUAUGGAUACAGAAGAUGGAGAUUCUGCAGGUACUCCACCUAGACCUGAAGAAAGAAAUUUUGAGAUCACAGUACCUUCCGUACGAGGUUAUUCACCUGAUGGUUUUUCGAAGGAUGACAAUAAAUGGAAUGCUGAAGGACACCGCCAAAGGGAAGAAGUGAAAGAGUUGGGCAGGAGCAAAUGGUCAGAUGAUUUGGAAGAUGAUAAUACCAAAACUACUGAAGCUACUAAGGGGAAUUUAAAUGCUCUUUCUGGGUUGAUUAAGGCUUAUGCCAAAGAAGGUAAAUCUGUACAUUGGAGUGACCAGGUUGGCAAUACUGGCUUUUCCAUAGGGGCAGCUAGAAAAUUAAAUAUUUCCUUAGUGAUUGGGCCUGGUGCUGGAUACAACUCGAAAUCCAACCCCUUGCCCGAUGAACAUGUUUCAACUGGGAAUACUGAUGAGUCAAAGAAGCAAAGCGGAUUCCAAGAGAGAAUCCGUGCAGAACGAGAGUCCUUUAGAACUGUUUUUGACAAGAGGCGACAGCGAAUUGGUGUGCUUGACUUGGAGGAAGAAUAGUACAAGAAAAUGGGCUUUUCAAGGUGUCCCCUUUUUACCCAUUUAAAAUUUUCAAAAUUCUUUGUAGUCUAUGAGAGAGAGAAUAGUAAUUCGGUCUCUGUCCUUGUAAUUGUACAAGCCUUAUAAGCUUAAUGACACUGAUUCAAUGGUAGAAAAUUGCUGGUUUGCAUUUUUUGAUCUUUUGGUAGACUUGUUCACAAUGUUAGAAGGGUUUAUGUUGCAAGUACCACAACUUGAGGCCACUUGAGUUGGAUUGUCACUUGUGCAUUUGCCAACCUCAUCGAAUGGAAAAGAAUGCUGCUUAUACAAACAUGACAUUAUUUUUAUUCAUAGAUGUGAAAUUUAAUUGCUCUUUUGGCAC
Camellia sinensis is the source of this 1704-nucleotide messenger RNA. The record is from RefSeq and is a predicted model, not a curated record. Lineage: Eukaryota; Viridiplantae; Streptophyta; Magnoliopsida; Ericales; Theaceae.